AUGGACGCGAUACUGAAUUACAGGUUGGAAGAUACUGAAGAUUACUACACGUUACUGGGAUGUGAUGAACUGUCUUCGGCUGAACAAAUCCUGGCAGAAUUUAAGGUCAGGGCCCUGGAAUGUCACCCUGACAAGCAUCCUGAAAACUCCAAAGCUGUGGAGACUUUUCAGAAACUGCAGAAGGCAAAGGAGAUUUUGACUAAUGGAGCAAGUCGAGCCCGCUAUGACCACUGGCGAAGGAGCCAGAUAUCGAUGCCAUUCCAGCAGUGGGAAGCUUUGAGUGACUCGGUGAAAACGUCAAUGCACUGGGCUGCCAGAAGUAAAAAAGAUCUGAUGUUGGAAGAAUCUGACCAGACUCAUACCGAUAAAAUUGAAAAUGAGGAACGGAAUGAGCAAAAAGAGAUAAAGAAUGAGGAGUUCAGUCCAACCACAGAGAAAAUGGAGCAAAAAGAAUCCAAAUCCAUGGAGAAGUCAUUCUCCUCACAAAAUCCAGAUUCUCCAGGUUUUUCAGAUGUGAACUGUUGGCACCUUCGUUUCCGCUGGUCUGGGGAUGCUCCUUCAGAACUCCUGAGGAAAUUCAGAAACUAUGAAAUAUGA
Lipotes vexillifer (Yangtze River dolphin) is the source of this 597-nucleotide messenger RNA. It is a transcript of the gene DNAJC12, whose product is annotated as DnaJ heat shock protein family (Hsp40) member C12. Gene Ontology annotation, cellular component: cytoplasm. The record is from RefSeq and is a predicted model, not a curated record. NCBI's taxonomy places the organism in Eukaryota, Metazoa, Chordata, Mammalia, Artiodactyla, Lipotidae. The coding region runs from base 1 to 597 and encodes 198 amino acids. The transcript is spliced from 5 exons.